Molecule: messenger RNA, 1040 nt
Organism: Phacochoerus africanus (Common warthog)
Lineage: Eukaryota; Metazoa; Chordata; Mammalia; Artiodactyla; Suidae
Product: transmembrane epididymal protein 1-like
Exons: 1
Coding region: 32-805 (257 amino acids)
Source: RefSeq, a predicted model, not a curated record
UCUGCCUGUGGUCAGACCUAUCUUCAGUUCCAUGGGAGGCUUUGAGGGGCAUCUGUACCCAGGACUCUCUCUCUUCUUCUAUGGACUUUAUCACACACGACUCAUCUCCAGGGCCUUGAUAUGCAACUACCACGUCCAGUAUCUGCCACGCCAUCCCUGGAGCAAAGGAAGAUGGGCGAGGCUGCAGCAAAUACACUAUGUGGGGCUGGUGAAGAUACUGAGCACCUUCAUUUUAGUGGCCCAAGAACUGCAUAACAUUCGUGGGCCAUUUGUACUUAUCACCAAGAUGUAUCAUCAGAGGAACUUUUUGUACCACAAACAGUGGCAGCAUCUCACUUUCUACAUGACCUUCUUCCUGAGUGGGUGUGUAGAUGUGGUGAGCCAGAACCUGCUGCCCCAGAGGUCGGCUGCUCUGGAGCAAGGCGCCCAAGCUCUGGGCAUGUUUCUGAUUCUGCCCCUGAUGGUGUCUCACUUGCAGGACUCAGAAGGCGUGGAGCUGCUGUGUCACAUCCUGCUCAUCCAGGCCUUGUUCCUGCUGCUGCUGGUGGUGAUUGCAGAGCUGUGGGCUCCCAACACGCUGCAGCUCUGGGUACUGAAGGCCUUUUUGUAUAUGAUUACAGGCUCUUGGCUGAUUCAGAUCGGCUUUAUGCUAUUCAGACCAAUCUCCGGCCAUAAAUGGAUGGAUGAUGACAAAAACGAUAUGAUAUUUGUCACCACCUUCUUCUGCUGGCACGUGGCUUCCCUCGUCAUUGUGAUGAUCUGGAUCUAUGGCUUCUCCUUUCUGUGGUAUUGCUACAUUCGUUGAUGCCUGAGCCAGGUGAGCCCAGGAUGGUUCCUAUCACCUGUGCCUUCUGGAACACCUGGAAGAGAAGUUGGGGAAAGAAAAGCCAUCAGAGAGGAAGACCAGGUGUCCUUCCUCCAGAGGUGCCACCUGAGACAGCAGACUCCACUGGGACCAGCAUGCCUCUCUCUCCCCUUUCGGCUUUCUUUAGUCCCAUUUGCUGGGCAGUGUGCAGGGAAAAGGCAAAUGAAAUACAGGA